Diprion similis is the source of this 1433-nucleotide messenger RNA. Its product is annotated as putative GTP-binding protein 6. Gene Ontology annotation, molecular function: GTP binding; ribosome binding. Lineage: Eukaryota; Metazoa; Arthropoda; Insecta; Hymenoptera; Diprionidae. The record is from RefSeq and is a predicted model, not a curated record. The transcript has 3 exons. Gene Ontology annotation, cellular component: cytoplasm. Bases 1 to 1431 code for a protein of 476 amino acids.
AUGUUUAGCCUCAGAAAGUUGACGCGACUCGCGUCGGGAUUUGUUAAGCACUCUCUACCCACUAAGGGAAAGACUUUUGGUGCACCGUUCACGGUGAUCAAUCGUCAUGCUCAUGAGUUGACAGAAAUAGAAAAAGACGAAUUGGAAGAUGAGGAAUACGAUGAGCUGUCCUCACGAUUUCUGGGAAUAUGUCCUGGUGGACAUGGAGCACUCGUCUUGCAGCCGUACAUAAAAUGGGGAUCAGAAAAACGGAGAAAUACGACGCCAGAGUUGCAGCUUGAAGAGGCUGUGACGCUUCUUAAAACACUGCAAAACUGGAGAGUAGUUGAUAAAAUGUGCGUUUCGCUGAUGCACUUGAAGAAAAAGGAACUACUUGGGAAGGGAAACCUUCAGACUUUGAAGACUAAAGUGAGAAGUAACUCGGAAAUUACCGCAGUAUUCAUCAGUACAAAUUUGCUCCAGCAAGUGCAAAUACAAGAGCUGAGAAAUAUCCUCGGCGUUCCAGUUUACGAUCGAUAUUCGAUCGUUGUACAGAUAUUCAGGGCUCAUGCCAAAAGUCAAGAGGCAAAACUGCAGGUUGCGAUAGCAGAGAUUCCCUACAUGUGGAUGAAGUUGAAUGUCAUGAAGGAAACCCGGGAAGAACAAGUGGGCACGUUUGAAUCACAUCGAAAGCUUCUUCAGGCCCGUGAAACUAAGCUGAAAAAUGCCCUUCUGAAACUUAAGGCACAGAGGCAUUUACUAAGGAGUAAACGACUGCAAAAUAGAGUUCCCACUAUCGCUGUUGUCGGCUACACAAACGCAGGGAAAACUUCUUUGAUCAAAGCUCUCACUGGAGACUUAAGUCUGCACCCUAGGAAUUACCUAUUUGCUACUCUUGAUGUCACCAUUCAUCAAGGCAUUCUACCCUCAAGACUGAAAGUAUUGUUCGUUGAUACUAUUGGCUUUAUUCAAGAUGUGCCUGCCACUCUUAUUGAGCCUUUUGUAGCAACUUUAGAAGACGCCAUGAACGCUGACAUUAUCUUGAAUGUGCAUGAUGCAAGUCAUCCGGAUAGGCAGGCCCAGAUGGAGCACAUGGAAGCAACGUUAAAAGGCUUGAUUAAAGAUCAGGUGGUAAUAAAUGUUGCAAAUAAAAUUGACCGGGUAUCAGAAGACGCGCCUCGACUGAAUAUGCUUGGUGUAUCGGCAACCAAGCUCAUAGGUAUAGACGGUUUACGGGACGAACUCGAUAAGACUAUACUAGGGGCAACAGGACGUUCCGUAGUCCGCGUUAGAGUGGAAUCUGGAAGCAGAGCAUCUGCUUGGCUCUACAAAGAAACUACAGUGACAAAUGUAGAAGCUGAUCCAGAAAACGCCCAGUACUUGUUCAUGGAUGUGAUCACUACAGAGUUACAGCUAAAAAUGUUUCGAGUAUUUUUAAGAAAAUACGAAUAAAG